This is a messenger RNA of Antrostomus carolinensis (chuck-will's-widow), 1359 nucleotides long. RefSeq names its product dynein heavy chain 9, axonemal-like. Gene Ontology annotation, cellular component: dynein complex. Lineage: Eukaryota; Metazoa; Chordata; Aves; Caprimulgiformes; Caprimulgidae. Gene Ontology annotation, biological process: microtubule-based movement. The record is from RefSeq and is a predicted model, not a curated record. Gene Ontology annotation, molecular function: dynein intermediate chain binding; dynein light intermediate chain binding.
GAUACCCUGGAGAUGUGCACCCAGGAGAAUGAGUUCAAGAGCAUCCUCUUUGCCCUCUGCUAUUUCCAUGCUGUGGUGGCAGAAAGGCGCAAGUUUGGCCCCCAAGGCUGGAACCGUUCCUACCCCUUCAACACUGGAGACCUCACUAUCUCUGUGAACGUGCUGUAUAAUUACCUGGAGGCCAGCACGAAGGUCCCAUAUGAUGAUUUACGCUAUCUCUUUGGUGAGAUCAUGUAUGGAGGUCACAUUACAGAUGACUGGGACAGGCGGCUUUGCAAAACCUAUUUGGAAGAAUUUAUUAAGCCAGAAAUGCUAGAGGGAGAACUCCUCCUUGCUCCAGGAUUCCCUCUCCCAGGGAACAUGGACUAUAAUGGUUAUCAUCAGUACAUAGACGAUGCCUUGCCUCCAGAGUCUCCUUACCUCUACGGCCUCCAUCCCAAUGCUGAGAUUGGUUUCCUUACCCAGACCUCAGAGAAGCUCUUCCGCAUCGUGUUGGAGAUGCAGCCCCGGGACACCAGCAUGGGCGAAGGAGGAGUGGUGACCAGGGAGGAGACGGUGAAAGCUCUUCUGGAAGAGAUGUUAGAGAAAUUGAUGGAUGAGUUUAACAUUGCAGAACUGAUGGCAAAGGUGGAGGAGAGGACACCGUACGUUGUGGUUGCCUUUCAGGAAUGUGAGCGCAUGAACAUCCUCACCAGUGAAAUCAAGCGCUCUCUCAAGGAGCUGGAUCUGGGGCUGAAGGGAGAACUGACCAUGUCAAGUGACAUGGAGAACUUGCAGAAUUCCCUAUUCUUGGACACGGUGCCUGAGUCCUGGAUAAAGAGGGCUUACCCAUCCACAGCCAGCCUGGGCACGUGGUUUGCUGACCUCCUCACUCGCAUCAAGGAGCUGGAGGCCUGGACAGGAGACUUUUCCUUACCCUCUGCAGUGUGGCUUGCUGGGUUCUUCAAUCCCCAGUCUUUCCUGACAGCCAUCAUGCAGUCCACAGCCCGAAAGAACGAGUGGCCUUUGGACAAGAUGACCUUGCAAUGCGACGUGACAAAAAAGAACAGAGAAGAUUUUGCCAGUCCUCCUCGGGAAGGGGCUUAUGUCCACGGUUUGUUCAUGGAGGGUGCACGCUGGGACACACAGAGCGGACUGAUCACAGAAGCCAGGCUGAAGGAACUGACCCCAGCCAUGCCUGUCAUUUUCAUCAAAGCCAUUAAACCUGCUGACAAACAAGAUACCCGUAGUAUGUACCCAUGUCCUGUAUACAAAACACGCCAGAGAGGGCCAACUUAUGUGUGGACUUUUAACCUUAAAACCAGAGAAAACCCUUCCAAGUGGGUGCUCGCUGGUGUGGCGUUGCUGCUACAGGUCUAG